Drosophila simulans is the source of this 891-nucleotide messenger RNA. RefSeq names its product cilia- and flagella-associated protein 251 (gene HP1D3csd). Lineage: Eukaryota; Metazoa; Arthropoda; Insecta; Diptera; Drosophilidae. The record is from RefSeq and is a predicted model, not a curated record. The transcript is spliced from 2 exons. Bases 77 to 610 code for a protein of 177 amino acids.
AUUGCUUUUUAAUAAACGUAAUCCACACGAGUUGGCAGCACCUGCUAUAGGAAACUUAGAACUUUAUUGCUAAACGAUGUCGGAGAAAGAAAACAUCCUCAACAACACCGCAGGUGGUUGCCCCGCGGAAGAGGACAAGCAGCAGGAGAAAGAUCAGGAGAAGGACAAGCAGGAAGAGCCGGCAAAGAAAAAAUCUGAGGAGGCCGGUUCUUCACCGCCACCAAAGCGCAUGCGAGUCGACGAUCCGGCCCGCGGAGAGGUGGCUCGGCUGUUCGUCGAGUUGGAGGUACAACAGGCAGAGCUGGAAUUGAGCGCUAGUGGCUGCGACUCAGGGAAUCUUGGUGGCGCUGGCGGCAACAAUUCCAAUAAGACCCAAAUGGAGUCCCAAGAGAAAGAGCAGGAUCAGGAAAAGGAGGAGGAGGAAGAAAAAGAGCAGAAGGAGGACGAGAUGGAGGAGGAAGAGCAGGAGGAGGAGGAUGAAGAGCAGGAAGAAGAAGAGGAGGAGGAUGAAGAGCAGGAAGAAGACGAGCAGGAGGAGGGAGAGCCGACAAAGAAAAAACCCAAGGAGGCCGGUUCGACGCCGUCACCAAAGCACAUGGGUGCCGCCUAGGAAUGCUCGGUUGGUCCGCUGUACAGCUACAUGUUUGGUGACACGGUUUUGUUUCAAACAUGUGCCCGACAAGCUACUCAUUGACUUCAUUACGAGCUUGAAGCUAGAGGACUAAAAAACUCCGAAGCCCAAAAAUUUAUAAAAUAACUAGAGCGAUCUCCCAGCCAUCAUUAAAAUACUUUGAAUCAGAUCACAAUAUAUAACUCAAAUUACUUCUUUUUUUUUGGUAUUUAUCUUGUAACACAAAAAAAAAACACGCUUCAAAAUAAAAACUGAAUUCG